Molecule: messenger RNA, 1765 nt
Organism: Sturnus vulgaris (Common starling)
Lineage: Eukaryota; Metazoa; Chordata; Aves; Passeriformes; Sturnidae
Source: RefSeq, a predicted model, not a curated record
AUGGCGCCUAAGGGACCGCCCGUCUUCUACCCAGCAGGCACCUCGCAGCCCGACUGGAAGCUUCCAAGCGGGGCGCAGGCGCAGUGGCUGUGCGGCACGCCGGGAAAUAGGGUCAGCCCCAAUUUUCCUUGCAGAUGCCCCCUGUGUUCCCACUGGGACAUUUCUGCAUCCUCUCCUUCCUCAAACGCCCUCAGGUUCCAGCCCAAGCCAUGUCACUCACUACAGGUCUAUGAGGACUAUGACUGCACCCUGAACCAGACCAAUAUCAGUGCCAACAACAACAAGUUCUUCAUCAUUCAGCUCCUUGAGUGUAAUGGUACCUACAGUGUCUGGAGCCGCUGGGGCCGUGUGGGAGAGGUGGGCCAGUCCAAGAUCAUGACCUGUGCCUCCCUGGAAGCUGCCAAGAAGGAAUUUGAGAAGAAGUUUCGAGAGAAGACCAAGAACAGCUGGGCAACAAGGGAGAACUUCAUUGCCCAGCCAGGGAAGUACACACUCAUUGAGGUGGAGCGGGAUGUGGGCUCACCUCAGCAGGAGGUGGAGGCUGUCCUCAGGGUGGAUGCUGUGGAUGGAGACAAGAUCUGCAAGCAGCAGGUGCUGCCCUGCAUCUUUGGCAGAGCCACACAGACCAUGAAUAUCAAUGUGAAGAAGAUGCCUCUGGGGAAGCUGAGCAAGCAGCAGAUUGCAAGGGGCUUUGAGGCCCUGGAAGAGCUGGAGGCAGCACUGAAGGAGCAGCCCCCUCAGGCCACUCGCCUGGAGGAACUCUCCUCACGCUUCUACACCAUCGUCCCACACAACUUUGGACGGGCACGACCACCCACCAUCAACUCCCCUGACCUGCUGCGUGCCGAGAAGGACAUGCUGCUGGUGCUGGCCGACAUUGAGCUGGCACAGAGCCUGCAGACACAGAAAAUGAAGGAGGAGGAGGAGGAAGAGAAAGAAGUUGCCCAUCCACUGGAUCAGGAUUACGCCCUUCUCUGCUGCCAGCUCUCCCUGCUGGACCCGGCUUCCCGGGAAUACCAGCUGAUCCAAACCUAUGUGACACAGACUGGGCACAAACUCCGCAUCCUCAACACCUGGCAGGUGGCCCGGGAUGGUGAGGAUGAGCGUUUCAAGGCCCAUGAGCUGCUGGAGCACCGGCGCCUGCUUUGGCAUGGCACCAACGUGGCGGUGGUGGCGGCCAUCCUGAAGAGUGGGCUGCGCAUCAUGCCCCACUCAGGCGGGCGUGUGGGCAAGGGCAUCUACUUCGCCUCUGAGAACAGCAAAUCAGCCAGCUAUGUGGGGAGAACAUCUGACAAUGUUGGCAUCAUGUUCCUGACGGAGGUGGCCCUGGGCAAGCCCUACCGCAUCACCCGUGAUGACCCCACACUGUGUCAGCCUCCUGCUGGCUAUGACAGUGUCCUGGCCUGUGGCCGGACAGAGCCAGAUCCUGCACAGGAUGUGGAGGUGGUGCUGGAUGGCAAGAAAGUGCUGGUGUGCCAGGGCAAGCCCAUCCCCAUGUCUGCCUACAAGGACUCCUACUUCAGCCAGAGCGAGUACCUCAUCUACCAGGAAAGCCAGUGCCGGAUCCGCUACCUUGUCCAGCUCUGCUUCUGAGGGUGCCUGGGAGCACCACGGCCCUGGACCAGCACCAGGUGGUGACACCCAUCAGCCCAGAGCACAGAGUCUGGCUUCUCCAUGCACCCCCACCUGGGGCUUAGUAAGGGACAGGCUGUCAUGGGGACUCAGCUUGCUUUACUGUGAAUAAAAGCACUGUGCCUUGCACCAA